Molecule: messenger RNA, 4615 nt
Organism: Aplysia californica (California sea hare)
Lineage: Eukaryota; Metazoa; Mollusca; Gastropoda; Aplysiida; Aplysiidae
Product: multidrug resistance-associated protein 1-like
Exons: 3
Coding region: 340-3945 (1201 amino acids)
Biological process (GO): transmembrane transport
Cellular component (GO): membrane
Molecular function (GO): ABC-type transporter activity; ATP hydrolysis activity; ATP binding
Source: RefSeq, a predicted model, not a curated record
GCAUUGCUAAUAAUAUCGACUUACUAAGUUUAGCCCACGGGUUCUCAGCAAGCCGGUAUAAAUAUGAGCCACCGGCACCAUCAGAAUCACAAGUACUUCUAUGAUAAUUGAAGACAAGACAAGAGAAAGCAGCACGGACGAUCCUCCAGCAGCACCUUGAAAAUUCAAGACAGUUUGACAAACAAGUACAACUUUUUUCCACGUCCAUAAAACGCAAGUCCUGUAGACUAACGUUAAACAGAAGAUUGCCGGGAGCCAGUCGCCGCAUAGGCGAAACAGCUAUCAAGACGUGAGUGCAGCUUGUCUCAGUGUCUCACAACAAGACAAUCCUGAACAGAAAUGAGUCUGACAAUGUUUGGGGGCGACCAGGAACAGGUGUGCCUAAGCUUUCAGCACCCUGGGCAGAACAGCUCCUUUUGUGAGUCAACAACAUCAGCUGAGAUAGAAGAAAGCGUUUUUAUUUUUGAUGAUCUGGUUCUACUCGUCCCUUGGAUACCUCAUUUUUUCCUCUGGGCAGUCGCUCCACUGUAUCUCAUCUACUUCCUGUCACCUGGGAAGACUACCAGUCCCAUUGGAAAACUCGGAAAGAUGAAGAUGUCCGGCACUUUGUUUAUGGCCACCGUCUCCGCUGUGCAACUUACAAGAAUGAGCAAUAUCAAGGUAAUGCUGGACAGCCUUAGUGGUCACUACUGCUGCCACUGGGCGAGGCUGGCCUCUUUGAUGCUGACCACAAAGCUAACGACAAUUGAGAGACAACGAGGCACCCACUACUCCUUUCCUCUCUUCGUGUUCUGGGCUCUAAUGUUGGUUUCUGAUUCGAUGUCCUUCAUCCAAGAUGUCAGCUCCGAACUUUAUCUCCGUGAUCCCUUUACCUUUGUGCUGUCUGCUUGCUUCGUUAUCGGAGCUCUGAUCCAGUUUGUAAUCUCCUCUCUGCCCGACUCGAGAGUUCCAGCACCGGAUGCCCACCCAGAAGAACUGACUUCUCUCCCCGGAAAACUCACUCUGAACUGGAUCACUGGCAUAGUCUGGCGUGGUUACAGAAAUGGUCUAAAAGAAGAAGACGUGCCUCGCAUGGCAGCACAUGACAGAUGUCAGACUCUAUCCCCAGCUUUUGAAAAGACUUGGGACAAAGAGGUGGCUGUUCUUCAAUCACGCCAAGGUACAGAGACCGAGCAGACUGAUGCAUUGAAGGAUGGAAAGUGUCAGAAAGAAGUACAACCCCCUAAGGUAAAUCUUCUAAAGGUUCUGCUAAAACGAUUUGGUACUGAAUAUUUGACUUAUCAAUCCAUCAAACUAUUCUUCGAACUUACCAUGUUUGUGGAGCCACUGUUGAUGGGCUGUUUGCUGACACACUUUCAGCACAGAGACACGGAACCAGCCUGGAAAGGCUACGCCAUUGUGAUGGGCUUGUUUGCCUCAUCACUUAUCACCAACACAGGACACAGUCGAGUGUGGACGUCAGUGGACAGACUGUCUAAGAACAUCAAGAGUUCUCUCAAAAUGGCGGUGUACAAGAAAGCGUUAAGUGCCAGAAACGAGGGCAAGCGAGACAUUACCACCGGCGAGAUCGUUACCCUGGUCGCAGACGACUGUGAAAAGUUGGUGAAUGCCAGCAACAUCGUCUUUCUCAUUUUGGCCACCCCUGUUCAAGUGAGUGUGGCUCUGUACAUGCUCUAUCAACAAUUGGGAACGGGAGCUUUCGUCGGUUUAGCCAUCAUGUUGUCACUUAUUCCCCUCAACGCUUGGGUAGGCAAAAAGCUGAAGAAAUUUGAAAAGGAAAAGAGUGACAUCAAAGACAAAAGGAUCAAAAUCAUGAAUGAAGUUCUCAACGGCAUAAAGGUACUGAAACUGUACGCGUGGGAAAAGUCGUUUCUUAAGAAAGUGAUGAGCUCCAGGGAUCAAGAAGUGAGCUUGCAUAAGAAGAUGUGCUUAAUCCAUGCUGGUAUUGACUUUAUGUUCUGUACCAUCCCCUUCAUGGUGCGUGUUGGUGGCUUCAUGACCUUUGUCUGCCUUGGAGGCUACCUCGAUCCUUCCACAGCUUUUGUGACCACGUCUUUGUUUGCAAUCUUAAACAAACCUUUCAGCAUCAUGGCCAUCAUUAUACCAGAGUUUGUUCAAGCAUCAGAUGCUCUGGCAAAACUGAACAAGUUUCUGAACCUUGAAGACAUUCCAGAAGAUAUUGUCAAGAAAACCAGUGUUUGUGAAGAGUCAAUUACGAUCAAAGAUGGUGUGUUCACCUGGGACAGAUCUAGCUCAAAGAACUGCAUUGAGAACAUAAACGUGAGCAUUCCAACAGGCCAGCUUGUCGCCAUCGUAGGAAUGGUAGGAUCAGGAAAAUCUUCACUUCUUUCAGCUAUGCUUGGAGAAAUGGAAAAAGUGGAGGGAGACGUUACUGUGACUGACUCAACCGCCUACGUUCCCCAAGAGGCUUGGAUUCUAAACACAUCUUUGAAAGAGAACGUUGUAUUUGGAUCCGGGUAUGAUACUAAAAAGUAUAACAAAGUCGUGGACGCCUGUGCUUUGAGAGAUGACUUCAAACUGAUGUCUUCGGGCGAUAAAACUUUAAUAGGAGAAAAAGGCAUCAACUUGUCCGGGGGACAGAAGCAGCGUGUGUCUCUAGCCCGGGCUGUGUACGCCGACGCGGGAAUUUACCUCCUGGACGACCCACUGAGCGCGGUGGACGCUCACGUCGGAAAACAUAUCUUUGAUCAAGUGAUCGGGCCUAGAGGCAUGCUGAAAGGCAAGACUCGUGUGCUGGUAACCCAUGGUGUGCACUGGUCUCCAGUGUUUGUUCACCUGAACGAAACCCUCAAUGGAACUGACUCCGUGAGGGCGUACGGCGUGGAGGAUCGAUUUAUCAGCAAGAUGGAGGACAAACUAGAGAACCUGAUGAAGUUUGAAAUGUCAGAGCACUGGUUCCAUGCCUGGUUCCGCAUGCGCAUGACCGUUCUGUGUUCUGCAGUCACCCUCAUUUCUGGUCUGCUGUUGUUAUGGGAUACCAGCAUUAGUCCCGGUAGGGCCGGCGUGGUGUUGAUGUAUGCCACCAAUUUCAUGCACUGCCUUGGCUGGGUCAUGCAUCAUUCCUGCCACACGGAGACAGAACUCAUCUCUUUAGAGCGCGUAGUCGAUUACUCUAACAAACCAACGGAAGCGUCGUGGAAGACAGAGGAGGAGAACAAAGCUGAACUUUCUCUCUCCACCCAGUGGCCAGAGAGCGGAGAUCUUGUUUUGGACAACUACCAAACUAGGUACAGGGAGGGUCUGGAUUUGGUGCUGAAAGGUGUGACGUGUCACAUCAAAAGUGGGGAAAAGGUCGGUAUCGUGGGACGCACGGGUGCCGGGAAGUCCUCGCUCACAGUCUCUGUAUUCCGCCUUGUGGAAGCAGCUGCAGGAAAGAUAACUCUGGACGGCCAACACAUCGCCCCUGUCGGGCUGCACGACCUGAGAAGCAAACUUUCCAUUCUCCCUCAAGAUCCAGUGAUUUUUGGAGGCUCUCUCAGAAUGAAUCUCGACCCGUUCGGAGAGAAGACAUCUGAGGAGCUGUGGGAAGCUUUGAAGCAUUCCCACCUGAAGACAUUUGUAGAAGGCCUGCCAGAUCAGCUGGACCAUGAGUGCGGGGAGGGCGGAAAGAAUCUCAGUAUGGGUCAGCGCCAGUUAGUGUGUCUGGCCCGUACGUUGUUGAGGCAGAGUCCAGUCCUGGUGUUGGACGAAGCCACAGCCGGGGUGGAUAUGGAGACGGAUGAGCUCAUCCAGAAUACUAUCAGGUCCGAGUUCCGCUCAUGCACUGUGCUGACCAUUGCCCACAGACUCAACACGGUCAUGGACUAUGACCGCAUCAUGGUGCUGGAUCAGGGCAAGAUCAAAGAGUUUGACGCGCCGCAAAAACUUUUGGCAGACCAAACGUCGGCUUUCUACAGCAUGGCUAAAGACGCCAAUCUAGUCUAGUUCAUUAUCAUUUUAUUACCAGUCAAUCCGUCCACACACAGAAGCGAGAACUGACUUUGACUACUAUUGUUUGUGUGGACAUUUUUAUAUUGUCCACAGUAGUUCAUACUUCUGUACUAUUAUUGAUUAUUAGCGUUGGUAUUAAAAACUGUUAAUCAGUCUUUCUUGAAAACCUUGAUUUGUUGUAACAUACGUUCAACAUUUACGUGCUUUGUGAAUUUGUACAAUCUUUGUUUGUGUUCAUGAAAUAGACAUUUAGCAUUAUUUAUAUUUAGUUUUUGAAUUGCCAGUUUAUUCAUCGCAACUAAUCGAGUACCAGUAUAAUUUUAUUGUUGUGGGUCAUCAGAAGUGUCGAUGUCCUGAUAAAAUUCAUUUAUUUUGUUUGUGCAAAAGAACUAGUCAAGCUCAAAACAUGAGCAUCAACAGUAUUUACAUUGGUAGCCAUUUGUAUGUUUUUUGGAGAGAAUGAGAAUGUAUUUAUAUGAGUGUGUGUUUCUGUGUGUUUGGGUGGGAAAGAGGGGGGGGGCGAGAGAGCAAGAGAAAGACAGGGUUAAAGAAGAGACUUAAGAGAAAAUGAAAAAGAACAAAAGUAGAUGUGUUUCGACAGAAGCAACAAAUGGUAUUGGAAACAGAUUUGCCAACUUUUGAAAUAAAACACGUAAAACUACAA